AUGUCUAAAUUCUUCUCAAGCAUUCAGCCACACAGCUCAACUACUCUAGACAAAUGCUUUGAUCUGCAAACUAGAUAAUUAGUUCUGUGAAGUUCUUUUGACUCAGUUUCAACUUGUUCAAGUUUGAAGAUAUCAUAUUGAAACUACAUGCACUGACAUCUCUUCGGUAAACUAUUCCUUUUCACUAGGAAAUCAACAAGAUUACCUGUUAUUUUUGUUCAUCAGUUUCACUGCAAAGUUCAUCAAUCAUUCCUACAAAAAUAGGGUUACCUUUGCACUGAUCUCCCAUCCUGCUGCUUCUUUACUCCUUCGCUCGUCUCUGUUCCUUGCUUCCUCUUCCCAUCACUGUAUGUAGUCUGUUAUGAAAGCAAAUGACGGUACGUUAUAUGACUUAAGUUCGACUUUUUAAUACAACGUACGUUAUAAACGUUGAUAAUAUGUUAUGAAAGCAAAUGACGAUACGUUAUAUAUAAUAUAUCGGAUUAUGAAGGUUUCAGGUUGUCUUUUAUACCCGUCAUAACCGUCAUCUGAGACGCUGGGGAAAGAUGCUCAGGAGCGAGCCUAGCGGGCGACAGAUGAUUCCACACUCCGCAACCCUGCGUUGUCUCCUCGUCCUUUCGGUCGCCGGCGCCAUCCUUGGACUUGGAGAGCGCCUCGGGGCCAAGGAGUGCGAGGACUUGGGGUUCACGGGCCUCGCCCUCUGCUCCGAUUGUAACACCCUCGGCGAGUACGUCAAGGAUAAAGAAUUGGUAUCAGAUUGUCGUAAAUGUUGCUCAGAGGAUUCCGACGAUUCCUUAAGUAAGGUUACGUUCUCGGGUGCAAUUUUAGAGGUAUGCAUGAGGAAGUUGAUGUUCUAUCCUGAAGUUGCAGCAUUUAUAGAAGAAGAGAAAGAUGAAUUCUCAUAUGUCAAAUUCAAAUAUGCUUAUGCAUCCCCACCGAAACUUAUCAUGCUGGACAGUGAGGGUAAUGAAAAGGAAACCAUAAGAAUCGACAACUGGAAACGUGAACACAUUCAGCAAUUUUUAAAAGAAAAAGUGAAGCCUGGCGUAACUGUAAGCUGAAGGUUCCAUACAUCAUAGAGUUUUGGCAUUGACAAAGGACAUACGACUUGUUUACAUGCUUCACUCACCAGCUCUUUGAGUUUCAAUAAUUACAUAAGAUUUAUUGCAUAUUUCCACUAUAAAAGUAAGAAUGACACUGGUAACUACAUCAGUAAUUUUUUUUGUUUUGUUUUUGUAGUAAUCAACAUCUUCCAAAUCUGCAAUGCUUUUUAUUCAGUAUUCA
This is a messenger RNA of Musa acuminata AAA Group (dessert banana), 1284 nucleotides long. RefSeq lists its product as uncharacterized. Lineage: Eukaryota; Viridiplantae; Streptophyta; Magnoliopsida; Zingiberales; Musaceae. The transcript is spliced from 4 exons. Gene Ontology annotation, molecular function: oxidoreductase activity. Bases 546 to 1061 code for a protein of 171 amino acids. The record is from RefSeq and is a predicted model, not a curated record. Gene Ontology annotation, cellular component: endoplasmic reticulum lumen.